CCGAUAAACGAUGAGUGCUAGGUCUAUGACAUCCUAGUGUCGGAAAGGGUGUUGAAUGUCGUAUAAUGUUUUCCAGAAUCUAGUCUUACUCUACUGUCAAAAAAACUGCCAUGAAUGAUUCUCUUUUUUUUCUAAAUCCAGCGUCUCUUUAAAAACUUGUAUAAUUUUUAUUGCCGCGAGUUAUCACGUUUCACAACAUGGGGGACUCUACAGAAUCCCAGAAGUGGCAACAACAUUUAGCUCUACUCCGAGAACAGUACGUCAAAUUGAAUGCUGCGCAUCUCAAACUUCAACAAGACUACAAAAACGCUACAGCUGGCAGUGAAGAAUCUUCAUUUGUUAGUAGGAUUUUGACAACUGUCGCAUCACUUUAUGGGCAACAGCGUCAUAGUGAUAUCACAAUAAAUCUAGCAAAUCAACAAAUACCAGCUCACAAAUUCGUAUUGGCAGCACGGAGCGACUUUUGGAAUGAAUCAGCUUUGGGCACUACCUGCAUUCUUGAUUGGAGUAAUUUAGAUGAGAAAGUAGGAACCGUACUACUAAAAUGGGUUUACACUGGUGUAACGGAAAAAAGAAAUUUAACUCUAGAACUAAUGAAAGCUGCAUCAAGAUUUCAGUUAUUGGAAUUGGUCGAUCAGUGCGAAAAAAAUCUAAUUGGAACCGUCAGUCUUCGUGAUUGCGUUCAUUUGUAUACAGCUGCUGAAGAGUUAGGAACGAUAGCAUUAAGAGAUCACUGCAGUUCAUUAAUAUCUGUACAUUGGGAUGAUUUAACUGGAGAAGACUUCAAAGAGAUGCCAGGAGCAUUGCUGUAUAAAUUAUUGAAGGCUAAAAGCAAGUUUCCGCUGCAUUCAGCUGUGCGAUUGGUUCGAGAAGAUGUUGUCUUUUUGUUCUUGGUGGAACACGAUUCAGAGCUUCCCACAGCAGUAAAUACAGUCGAUUCCAAGGGAGAAAGAGCAUUAGAAGUAGCACUGCGAGCUCGUCAACCGUCUUUGGCACGAACCUUAGUUGAACAUCGUGCAGAUUUAGGAGCAAGAGAUCCGAGUGGACUAACUCUGCUUCAGUCAGCAAUCUUGAAGGGGGAUUCAUAUUCGGCUGAAUUUAUUAUAGAACAGCUUGAGAUCAGUAAUAAUACUCAAAAAUUAUGCGAACCUGUACGUAUAAUUCCGGAAGCAAAGCAUGCGAAGGACUUAGAAAAAUACGUCGGAUGUACAGCACUUCAUUUAACAGCUGGGCACAAAACACAAGACAUGACCUCUGUCGCUAUCAGACUGAUUCAAGCUGGUAUUAAUCCUAAUUUACAUGAUCACAAAGGAUGGACAGCAUUACACAGCAGCAUCGCAGAAGAAAACGAGGCUCUCUUUGAUCUUCUGAUUAAUACCCCAGGAAUAAAUUUGGAUGUGUUAACGAAUGAAGGCCAUACAGCAUUAUCGUUCUCACUUAAUACAGAAAAUCUCCUGAAAUCAUAUGCCGAAAAACUUUUAAGCAAAGGAGCAGUACCGAAUCCAGUUUACACAACAACUAAAGAUACGCUCCUGCACAUUUUAGCUCGAGAAGGAAAGGAGGAUGCAGCAUUAUUUUUAAUAGAAUAUCCUAUAAAAAAUUUGUCUGUUCAAAAUUCUGAAGGGUACACAAUAUUACACGAAGCCUGUAAAGCUGGACUAGAAAAUCUUACUCGUGCAUUGGUUAAAAGAAACAUGCCAACAGAUGUAGUGACUCUAUUGCAUGGGGAUGCACCGAUACAUUUAGCAAUAUCCAAACAACAUCACGGCGUUUUGAUGGCACUGUUGGAAGCCGAGCAAGCGAAUUUUCAAUUAAAUUUAAAAGAUGGAGAGGGUGAGACACCUUUGAGUCUAGCAAUCAAAACUCCGUUGAAAAAGGGGAGAGAAAUCGUUGCUGCACUUAUCAAAGCUGGUGCAGAUAUCAACCAGGUUAAUGAAAAGGGAUUGACACUUUUGCAUCAAGCUAUUCUGAAGGAGGACUCUGCAACAGCAAUAUUUUUAUUGGAAAAUGGCGCUGAUAUGAACAUCAAAACUCGCGAUGGUGAGACACCCCUUCAACUAUGCGUCCAUUGCCGAUUGGGUGAAGUAGUUGAAGCCCUUUGUCGUAGAGGAGUUGAUACCUCAAUAGGAUCCCCACUGUGGGAUGCACUUGAUUCCCAACAGGAAGACACGGCAUCCGUUUUAGUAGCUCAUGGGGCUGAUACUGACUGUUGGGGUCCAGGACCGGAGGGAUGUCUACAGACUCUGCUGCAUAGGGCCAUUGAUGAAAACAAGGAAACUAUUGCGCAGUUCUUGAUAAGAAGCGGCUGCGAUUUGAACUCACCUCGACGUCCUGGCAAAGAUGGAGGAGGGGAAGAGUCGAAAGAUAAUUGUUCACCAUUGCAUCUCUGCUGUCAAUGGGGUCUUGAACAAGUUGUUCAAACUCUUGUUGAGCAUGGUGCCAACGUGAAUUCACGUGAUGCAGAUGAAAAAACGCCAGUGCAUGUGGCCAUCCAGAACCACCAUGCACAAAUUAUUUGCCUUCUGUUGUGCCAUCCUCAAAUAGAUUUAUCUCUGAGGGAUAAACGGGGCUUGACCCCAUUCGCAACAGCACUUACAGUCCGUAAUCACAAAGCUGCCCAAGUCAUUUUAGAAAGACUUCCUACGGCUGCAGAACAAGUCGAUAACAAAGGAAGAAAUUUCCUACACAAAGCCAUACAGCAGAACGAUUUAGAAAGUGUGCUGUUCCUUCUAUCUAUACAGGUCGAUGUGAACUCUCGAGUUCAGGACAUGACGCAAACUCCGCCUCUUCAUCUAGCUGCUGAAUCCGGAAAUGAGAUGUUAGUGCGGAGUUUGGUUUUGGCUGGUGCUCGGAUAGAUGAUACUGAUGCGCAUAGAAACACAGCAUUGCACGCUGCUGCUCGUACUGGCCAUGCACCAGUUAUUUCAGCUUUAUUACAGAAUAAUAUUAACUUUGAUGCCAUAAAUGCUGACGGAGACAAUGCAUUGCAUGUUGCUGUAAGAGAGGGCCACGUUGCUGUGGUCAGAUCUCUUUUAACAGAAUGUUCUCUCGAUGCUGAAACAAUUAAUCUGAAGGGAAGAAAUCCUCUGCAUGAGUUAGCUAGAUACGGGCGUGACAAUGCAGCCACUAUUUGUGAGUUGUUUUUGGAAUGCAUGCCCAAGUAUCCACUGAACAAACCCGACUUGGAUGGAAAUACACCAUUGCUAAUAGCGUACAUGAAGGGAAAUGGAAAUUUAUGCCGGACUUUAGUAAAGGCUGGAGCGUGUAUGGGCUCAAUGAAUAAGGAAGGGAUCACGAUAUUCAAUUACCAAGUUGCGACAAAGCAACUUUUGUACAGAUUACUUGAUUCACUAACUCAAGAGGCACCAUGGGCUGAAAAAGACAUGUGUUUGGAAUGUGGCACCAAGUUCGGUCUUACAAUGCGAAAACAUCACUGUCGUCAUUGUGGACGGAUUUUGUGUAGCAAAUGCUCUGGUCAGGAUGUACCGAUAUUGAAAUUUGGAUUGAACAAACCAGUGCGAGUUUGUGGUGUGUGUUUUGACGUACUACAAGUUGGUACAGAGUAACUCGCUCCCAUGCAGUCAUAUUUUAAAAUAAACAGAGAUUUGAAAUAUAUCAUUCCAAGGUAACAACGAGAGAUUAUUUACCUACUAAUGGUAUUUAAGAUAUAAGAAUGUUAAUUUGUUGUAUCAAUAAAAUUAUGUUAGUAAUUUUUGUA
Messenger RNA from Diprion similis, 3718 nucleotides. RefSeq names its product rabankyrin-5. Gene Ontology annotation, molecular function: protein binding; metal ion binding. Bases 198 to 3566 code for a protein of 1122 amino acids. The record is from RefSeq and is a predicted model, not a curated record. The transcript is spliced from 13 exons. NCBI's taxonomy places the organism in Eukaryota, Metazoa, Arthropoda, Insecta, Hymenoptera, Diprionidae.